Peronospora matthiolae is the source of this 720-nucleotide messenger RNA. Lineage: Eukaryota; Oomycota; Peronosporomycetes; Peronosporales; Peronosporaceae. The record is from the annotation of a GenBank genome assembly.
AUGAAGACAAAUACGCGCGUUGACAAUGAAAAGUACGGCCUUGCGCCGGGGAGUAAGGUCUGGUGCGCCACGCAUCCCGUGCUGCGUCACAAGCUCACCAAGCUGCGCGACGAGGGCACGGACAGUCGCAUCUUUCGCCACUUACUGCGAGAAGUCACGUUCUAUCUCGGAUACGACGCGACGGACGACCUUGAGACGAUCCCUAAGAAGAUCAAGACACCUAAAGGUGACCACCAAGGAGAUGAGCUAUCGACUUCAGUGGCCCUCGUGCCGAUUCUUCGAGCUGGACUGGGAAUGGUGGAGCCAAUGCUGGACGUGCUGCCGGAUGCGACGGUGCAUCACAUUGGAAUGUACCGCAAUAAGCAAUCGCUUUUGCCGGUGCAGUACUACAACAAGCUUCCAAAGGAGUGCAAUGUUGACGUUGCAAUCAUCUUGGAGCCGGUCAUUGCUACUGCUGGUACGAUCCUCGCGACGCUGGCUGUCUUGAAGACGUGGGGCGUCGAGAAGAUCAAGAUCGUCAGCACGAUCGCAUCCAAGCAGGGUCUGCAAGAAGUGUGCGAGAAGAAUCCGGACGUAGAGAUUUUCCUGGCUGCAAUCGACGAUGGGCUCAGUGAGGAUGGCUACAUCCUGCCCGGUCUCGGCGACGCUGGUGACCGUCAAUUCCAUACCGACAAGCAGCUCGAAAAGAUCGAGAUUGUGCCCAAGAAGCGGAAAUUGUAG